This is a messenger RNA of Symbiodinium sp. CCMP2456, 723 nucleotides long. The record is from the annotation of a GenBank genome assembly. Lineage: Eukaryota; Dinophyceae; Suessiales; Symbiodiniaceae.
AUGGAAGAGAAGCUUCUGCAAAACCUCGCUCGCGUGGUGCGAGAGAGUGGGGCCAAGAUUGUCCUCUCCAGUGACUGGCGUCGCCAUCCCGAGGCUCGGGCAGAAGCUCAGCAGGUGUUGGCUUCUGUGGGGCUCGAGAUCAUCGGUUGCACUCCCUGCAAGAGCCCCUACCUGGCGCAGCGGCCGACGGAAAUUCUAGAAUGGAAGAGAGAGUUCAUGAGGACCCAUCCUGGCGAGAAGUGGGAGAACUGGGUGGCCAUCGACGACAGGGAACUGUUGACGGAGCAGAACGGGCGUUUUUUGCGCGGCCACUUUGUCCAGACCCACCCUUUGCGGGGGCUCACGGUCGAAGCCGCUGAUGCAUGCAUCGCACUCCUCCGUCAAGAAGUCACCAAGGCUGAUGCAGGUGCCACGGGUCCUCUUCACCCAGGCGUGCCUCGCAGCGGCUCCUUCGAGGUUUCUUCUGCGAAUCCGACGGGCCGCGCUGCCACCGCGGAGGAGGACGCACCUGUGCGCCAAAGACCUCAGGCUACGCCUGGCCGACCUGCGCCUGCCGCUUCGCACAUUUCCGCGGCGCACGCAGCCAGGGCGCUGCGUGUGCACGGAACAGCACCUUUGCAGGCACGGCGGCCCAGUGACUCUGUCGCCGUCGCAUCGCGAACGGCGCCUGCGCGACGGCCACGCCCCCGCUCUGUCGACGCAGGCGUUGUCGAUCGAAGAUGA